CGGGAGCCGACAGAUUGAAAACUGAGAAUGGCAGGAGAACAGAAACCGUCCUGCAAUCUUCUAGAGCAGUUUAUUUUACUGGCCAAAGGUACAAGUGGCUCAGCUCUGACUGCUCUUAUAAAUCAAGUGCUGGAGGCUCCUGGGGUUUAUGUCUUUGGAGAGCUGUUGAAGUUAACAAACGUGCAGGAGCUUGCUGAAGGGUCCAAUGCUGCUUAUUUCCAGCUGCUGAACCUGUUUGCGUACGGAACAUACCGAGACUAUGUAGCAAACAAAGACAACCUGCCUGAAUUAACAGUGACUCAGAAGAACAAGCUGAAACACUUGACGAUCGUAAGCCUGGCGUCCCGAAUGAAGUGCAUUCCCUAUUCCGUAUUGCUGAAGGACCUGGAUAUGAGGAAUCUGAGGGAGCUGGAAGAUCUGAUUAUUGAAGCGGUUUAUACAGAUAUUAUCCAGGGGAAGCUGGAUCAACGAAACCAGGUGUUAGAGGUGGAUUUUUGUAUUGGUAGAGACAUUCAGAAGAAGGACAUCAGUAACAUUGUCAAAACACUCCAGGAAUGGUGCGAUGGUUGUGAGGCAGUUCUUUUAGGAAUUGAGCAGCAAGUACUUAGAGCCAACCAGUACAAAGAGAACCAUCACAGAACUCAGCAGCAGGUAGAGAUGGAGGUCACAAACAUAAAGAAAACAUUAAAAGCUACAGCCUCGUCGUCGGCACAGGAGAUGGAACAGCAGCUGGUAGAGCGAGAGUGCCCUCCACACACAGAACAAAGGCAGCCCACAAAGAAGAUGUCCAAAGUCAAAGGGCUGGUCUCCAGCCGCCACUAGAACAUACCAUCUAAAUUGUCAUUCAGUUAGGAAUGACAACAGGAGGAGCAAAAAGGGCCUGCAACUCCUUUUUCAGUGGGUUCUGGGCCAGUCCCUUCCAGGCUGGCAGAUAAAAGCCCUGUUGAAUACAGCUCCCAGUUAGCAGCACCUGGCUAAGUUACACUGUGCUGCCCCUAUGAAGUUUCAGGGUGUCCCUGUUCUGGUCUUCUGAAGAGGGACUUUUAAAGAAAGGGACUAACCAAAAGGGGCAGAAAAAAACCAAAAUAUCUGUGGACAGUUUUGCUCCCUCCCAGCUAGUUUUAUUGCUGCUUAACCUUGAGGAAGCUGCUGUACUAAAUCAGAUCUUGGGAGAGCUUCUAUAGCAAGUGUCUGAAUCCCAGGGUUGAAGUGUGGCUACCAAAGCCAGGCUGGGAGUGAGGAAGCCAUCAACACAGAUCUUUUCAUUCCCAAAGGGAGUGCAGGAAGGUUUCUAGGCCAGGAACUGCUUUACAUGGUAGUCUUCAGCCUUUCUGCUACCCCUUUCUGUUUUAAACUGGGGUGAAAUUCACACUACCUCGCUCUGUGAAGCUGAGAUCCAGUGCUGGGCUGUUUACUUAACUGUCUGUUUACUGCCCUUACUAGGCCCUUUAAUCUCUCACAGAUUUAAAGCACUGUUCUGCAUCUCUGAGGCAUCAAUACAAUAAGGAGGGAGCAGGCUGCUCUUUCUCGACUUCCUUCUUGCAGGUGGUCAGGGGCAUGCUAGAAAUUGUUCCUCCUGAAUGUGAUGUGACCUCCCAGAGCUGCCUGUGAGUUGUUUCCCCCAUUGAUACCUUCGGAGGGUAAUGCAUUCACUCUUCCUUGGAUGCUGGCGACAGUGGUCUGCACGGGAGGGGAGCCUGUUUGGCAUCAAGGCAGGCUGGUGGCCCAGGACCCACUGGCAGGGGUCGCAGCAGCAUCCCCUUGCUGAAGCAAUGGACUCGACUAGUUUUACUGAAUUUUGAACACUUUCAGGUUGUAUUUUCUUCCCUUGUUUUUUGUACAUUGUUGUGAUUCUAAAGCAUUUCAGCCUUUGUUUUGUGAGUUUUUUUUAUUUGUUACAGACUAACUUCAGGUGAUUUGCACCUAGUUUGUCAAGGUGUGGGGUUGUGUUUUUUUUAAGGGGGAAGCAUUGGAACAGCAAUUCAUGAAAAAGCACAUUUUAGAAAAAAAAAUUAAAAAUGCUGAUUUAAUGUCAGAGUCUGGAGUCUUGACUUUGAGGCUGCUUUAGGCUUGUAGUCUAGUGGCACUUGUUCACUUGAGAAUUUACUUGAUUCUUGGUGUAUGUUAUCCAAAGGUGUGACUGAGCUCCCUUAUUCAUGUGGGAGGCAGGGAAGCGCUCUUCACGUUUUUUCAGUGGUUCACCUUUGUCCAACUUUGUGCAGAAGGAUCUGUGGCAAAGCUGGUAGCUGAGCCCAGUGUCCUGAACCUAAACAGCUUUGGCUGGUUGUGGAAGGUUUGUAGCUGUGCUCUGUCUUAGGCCAGUCGAUUCCUCCCUUUGGGUCUAGCAGAGUGUGCUUUGUAGUUUGGCCCCUGCAUUUCACUUCUGUAAAGGGAAGAGCUUCCCAUGAACGGGCAAGGGAGCUGUUGAAGCAGAGGACUGUGACAAUCCUCCAGUCCUGCAGCCAGCUGUCACCUGUGCUUGCUUGUGCAGUGCACGUGCCUUCCUCUUAUUGCUACCAGGACUCUUUGCCAUCUGCAUGUUUGCAGUCCUCAGUCACGGGACUUGUUCACUUCUGAAAGUAAAUCCUUCUCCUUUUCUUCUCCUGCAGAGCAGGGACACUAGCUUUUAAUCUGGAGAGGUAGAUCUAAAUAACCUCUCUCCAGCUUUCUCUGAGUCAAGUCGCAGAGGCUUCUGAUUCUGAUCAAGCUUCUCAUUCUUUUCCAGCUCUCUGUCCUCCUAGAAAUGCAAGCCAAAAUAUUCCCAGGGAAGGAUGUUAAGUGAGCAAGUCCAGAGCACAAAGCCUUCCCCUGUACCUCAGGGGAGCUGUUCCCCAAGCACUGGCAGUACUAGUUCCUAUUCCAACUUCUCCCAGUGUUUAGCUGACAGCUUCUGAGACGUGCAGGUGGACUUUGUGUCCCCAAAUCUGUGUGAUAGAGAUGAAUUGGGUCUGUUUCUGGCUUGCUGUGUGGACAGCUGCAGCAUACUGGUUGUCCAGUUCCUCACUGAAUUUGACUGGUGAGAAUAGGCUCUGUUUUCUUUCCUUCUCAUUUUUAAUAUCAGUCCUGUAAAGAGGCAGGAGGAAUACAAAUGCCUUUGGGCAUUGUUUUUAGCUCCUCAGCAAGCCACAGUCUGCUGGGGAAAUAGAUGUGAGUUUGGCACCCUUGGUGUUUGUUCCCUGCCAGUUACAGGAGUCACAUUAGUUUGCUGGAGCUUCUUUAGUGUGUUGGAAGUUUUCGAGUUUGUUCUUACGUUUUUGCUGUUCUCAAAGCCUGGCUGGGGGUGAGGAUCUUACUCAUGCUUCGGUACACAUUGCCUUUGAUCAGCAAAGAAGCAAGGGAGAAAAUAGCACUUUGAAUAAAGAGCUGUCCCAUGUUUGAUGGCGACAGAGGACAGAGAAGGGACUGGGGUAUUGGAGGGACUGGAGCUGUUUGCGUGUUUGGCUCUCCUGGUGUGCCAGCGUCGGGCUUGGUGCCGCAAAAGGAGGGGGGUGUCUGCGAUGAGCCCAGGCUGAGAUGAGUCAUUAACAAAUGACAUGCACAGAGUACCUGGGGGAGGCAAACAGCUCUGCAGCAGCUGGUUAAUGAAUCUGGCUUGAAGGAAAGAGUUAGAAGCUAUUCCGGGAAUGAAGCAGAAGGCAGAGUUGUUAACAGGGAAGGAUGCAGGAGGUGCUGUGCUGUUUGAGAAGGACAACAGAUAAAGAUUCUGUUGGCUCCCUGUGACUACAGGAAGGGCAGCAACUCGGAGCAGAGUUGCAUGAAUUAGGGGCUGAUGGGGAUUGGACUGUGAACAGUUUUGAGUGGGGAGUGCCCGGGGAGCUUAACUGUGCUAUGGGAAUAAGAGGGAGGUUGGAGCAAAGGCAGUUUUGAUGUAAACUCCCAUGUAUCGCAUGUGCCUGCUGGAGGCAGCUAAGGCAGCUUGUCUGAGCGCUGCUGGACUCUGCUGGACGCUGCUCCCUGGUGUGGGGAGAGUGUCCUGCCCUGCUUUGGUUUAUGGCAGCAAAGAGCUGCUCCAGCUGCAGCUCAUUCCAAGAUUGCAGCAGGGCAGACUUUGUGCUAUUGAACUUCUGUUUGCCUCCUCCACCCCGAGGGAGACAAAGUGGAUGGAGCUGCCUUCCCUUUUGCUCUUCAGGGCUUUAUUGUCUAGCUUUGUGUUCUGCAGCUCCACUUGUACUACUGCUUGUUUAAUAUGGAAUUGAGCACUGAGCUGGAAAAUGGAAGAGAGGAUCUCAGCUGAUUGCAGUGCUGGUAGGCUGCCCUAGCCCUAAAGCUGUGCCUCAUGCUAACAAAUGUCCCUGGCAUUCCUGCUGUGACUCGGUUGAUACCAGCUAACAUCAGGCAAUUCUGGAAUAUGAUAAAGCAAUGCUGAUGUCAGUCUUUUACAGAAGAAAAAAGUUUUGGCUCAAAAUCUAUUCAUUUUUUACUUCCCUCCUCACCCUCUUAGGUAAGUUGAAUGCCAGGUUAGUCUUGUGUUGAGAGCAGGAGGGAAAGUCAGUGAUGCUGACAGACCCUUCUGUGUUCAGAUUUGUUCAGACCAGUCCUGCAACUGGUCUUGUGCAGAUUUCUGAAAUCCGGUGGGUGCUUUUGGAGCUGCACUCAGGGCUAGCAGAUCUCUCUCCAUGGAUCAGGUACAGGAGUAGGACCUGCACAGCUGCUCUCCAGAGUGAAGCUGGGGAAAGCAAAGCUUUUGUUCCUUUAGAGACAGUGGUAGGUAGAAAGAGUUGGCCAUUCUCCCACCAGCCCUGCAAAGGGAAUUUUGCUGAACAGCUUUCAGUUCCUGUAAGAAUGGAAAAUGAUACAGACCUCAGAGGGUGGCUUUGGUUUUAGUGUUCUUGUCCUAUGGGGGUGAAAGGCUCUGCUUCAUGUGUGUGAAGCAGACUCGGGCUUACUCUUUGCAGGGGAGACAGAAGGAAGAGUGCCCUUAGCUUUGAUAGCUGUAUUGGAACGUAACAAAUCACAUGGGUAACCCAGACUUUUCCUAAACUUUCAGUUCUCUACAAGUUUAUGUGAGUGCAGCUAAACUGGAAACCACAUAAAGCCACCCCUGCAGGGUAAAACAGUCCAAGCUUGUGUGUUUGUAGGGCUGCUGUGCUGGGGUUUGUUACUUCAGCAUCUGAACCAAUUGCAAACUACAAUGGAGAGAAACAACCUUGCUCUUUAUCAUUCUUAAAAAUGGGGAAAUGGAGAAAUUUAAGAACCUAUAGGCCCAGCUAGCAAGAUGUUGGGCACUUAGUCCCAAACAAAGUCUCUUGUUUUUUUUCCACCCCACUAAUUCCUCUGUAGCAUCUGACUUAAUGCAAGGGAACCAAAACCUGAGUCUACAUAGCAUAUUUUUGUAUAAUCUGAGAGAGUAACCCAGGGGCAGCAGGGAAAGUAAAUUAAAGUUUAGAGUGAUCUCAGUUCCUGCUUGUAACCUCAACCUUGUAUUCUUAAUACAGAGUUUUACCCUGACAGUCUGAUUGAAUUUCUCGGCAGAGUUUUUAGAAAUAUGUCAUUGUUUCACUCUGCUCCAUGAUGAAGGUCUGUGUCUCUCAGGGACUGUUGACAUUUUGCUGAUAUUUCAUCAAGUUUGGCCCUACCACAGAGCUACCAGAGGUAAGUGAUUGAGGUAAAGAGAGUGCAUGUUUACCCCCUAGCCUGGGCUGACCCUGUUCUCAGUGUCCCCGUGGUGGUAUUCCCCUCUCUGACUGCUGAACCAGGCAAGGAAAAGGCAGAGCAGCAGUUUGCUCCCUGUCUCCGAAUCCGCAGGCACAGACGCUUCUUUUUCCCACAGUGUUUUCAUCUCAGGAGAUACCCUGUUGCAAAUUGCCUGAGUGUGGUUGCUGUGACCACGGCUUUUUCUUUAUAAGCUCCAGUGAAUGCAUAUACACACUGGAAAUUCCAGGCAGUAAUGGGAUGCCAUAGGGUCAUUUAACAGUCCUGAAAAGUGUAUUUCUCCACAGAGCACAAAAGAAUUUGUGCCAGUAGCACUUGCUUAGUGUAAUUCUAAUAGAAGAUGGGACACCCUUCCAGAUCUCCAGGUCUCCUAGAGAGGCUUUGGAACAUCUGCAUCAUUAGGGCAUUUUUAAAAUGCUGUAAUCACACAUGAUACUUCAGUGUUUCCAGAAAAGCUGUUUGUGGUGGGUAAGCGAGGCCUCGCUCUGUCAGGGAUGAGCCUUUCUGCGAGUAUUUGGAGCUUGUCUGACCAUAGGCUGUAUCUUCAUGGGUCUCAGGUUUGGGAGUAGUGCUAUCCAGCCCUCCAGACUCUUCCCAGAGAUGCAGUUAAUCUCAGCACCCCUCAUGUUUUGGUCAGUCUCAUGAUGAGCUAUUGCAGUAAGUAACGUCUCGGUGUUUCAUUGUCACCUUCGCAGCUGUUAGAGAGCACCAGCUCCUUCAGGAUCACCUGCCAGCUGUGAUGCUGUACCUUUUACAUCACGACUGUGAGAUGACACCUCUCCCUGCUGGCAGACAAGCCAGGUGGGUAGGCAUUGCUCCUCAGAGCUGUUCUGCACCUCGCGAGGUGCAGGCCAUUGCCUGGUGUAGCAUAAAGGAAGUCAAGGACAAGGACAGCGUUAUAAAUAAGGGGCAAAGCACAGAGCUGUGUCCUGUUCCAGCUCUGCUGCAGUUGCAGAGAGCAACCUUGGGCAGAUCAGCUCCUCUACAGCUGUGUUUCCCAGGACAGCCUUGCUCCUGCGUGCUGACUGUGACAGGGUUUGUGAAGGGCUUUGGUCUCCUGGCUGGGCAGAGGUUCAUUGCUGAUGGAAUUGAUGCGUAUGUGCAUCAGUAGGGGGGAAAUCUUAAACCUUUUAAGCUUUUCCAGAAGUCAUCUUCCUCCUCUGUAGCAUAUCCUUCUUUUCUCCUGAUGCAGAUAAGGUGGUCCAUUGUGGGAAUAUCAGCCCGGAGUAUUAUGGGUAAUAUUCCAGGUUAAUUAUGGAGGGGGCAGGAAAAAUAGCCUGUGCCGUUUUCAACAAUAUCAAAGGGAUGCUACCUAAUGAUUUUCCUAUUAGCUCUUUUCCCAGCCUGCCAGAGUCACUGCAGAAGUGUCAUUUACAAAGGCAGUUUGCAACUCAUUACCCUGGAUUUUCACUGUAGUUCUGCUCCAGAGAGCGUGGGCUUUUGCUGUGUGCCCCAAACCUAAUGAAUUGCCUGAUUCGGUUAGUGCUGCCAUCCCUUCUGACAAGGUUAGUUGCUGACUGACAGGAAGGGGCCUGAAUUCAAUUCCCUUCUUGUUUUCGACUCACGCUUGUGUCAAGCUCAGGCUCCCUCUGGAAGCUGCCCUGUGAUCCCUUCCCUUUGUUUUUCUCUAUUCUGAGGGAAGCAGCCCAUGCUUGGAGAAGUCCUGCAGCAAGUGGCAGGGGCAUGUGUGCUGCUGCCCCUGGCAGUCCCUGCUCAAUGCCUCAAGUCCCUUUCCAGCUGGAAAAUUCCUUUGCUCUCCUGCUCUGGGCUUUUCUUUUUCUUCAUUGCUUUGGGAUUUGCUGUCACCUGAGCUGGGCUUUGUAACCCUUCAACCAAUAAAUACCUUGGAAAAGUUGUAAUGUGGACUGGGGGAAGAGAACUGAUUUCCCACACAUUAGAGGGCAACUGUGUCCCUGUUGUGGGAGCUUCAAGGUCUGCUCCAGCUUUGCCAGGCACUUGUAUAACAGCGCUGGAGAAAACUCUUUGUCCUUUUUCACUAGAGAGCAGUGUGCUUUUUCAGGCUGGGGGCCUAUGGCUCAACUCCUGCUAGGAAUAGCUCCUGAGAGGAGAAAUCAAGGCUGUUCUUAUAUCAUGUGACAAGUGCUACCACUUGGAAGCUGAAUGUGGCUACUGCUCAUUCGGCUGGUGGUGCAGGAAACAUGCAGGUGCUGAGAGUGCCAGUUUGAGCUGAGUGUGGACAGAGGAACCUGGGACUCCUGCCCCCCUCACUUCCAGGUCUGUGGACACACACCUGCUAAAUGCUUUUCUCUGAGCCUGCAGUUGAGAUGUCAGAUGCCACCCCCUGAGGCUGCAGCUUGCAUCCAGGACAUCUCUUGUUCAAUUACGCUGUCUCUGAGCUGGGCUGUGGCAGGGGAGUUUUUUAGUGCUGACCCUGGAUCCUUUUACUGGAUGUCUUGAGGAUCUGAUCAAGCUGGCCCACAGGGGAGGCAGUGAUGUUUCAGAGAUCAAUUUGUUUCUGCUGCACAUAGUGCCUCCUCCUGCACUCUUAAUUAGAUUCCUGUGGUCCCUCUUUCUUGCUGCCCUUGUUUGCUACUGAGCCCCUAUCAGGGAGACCCCGUUGUGGCCAUAUCAGCUGCUUGCUGUGCUCUGAGGAGCUGCUUCUGAUUCCCGUUCUGGCUUGUCCACUGAACUGAGGAAGGUGCCCAUCAGUGCUCUGGAAACUGACCUCUGCUGGCAGUGCCACUCUGCCUGUCAGACCCGCCAGUCUGGCUGUGCCAUGGGGAGCCUGAGGUUGAGUGGAUCUGAGUUAUCCCAAGUGCUCUUUCACCCCCAAGUGCUGCCUUCUCUCUUGCACAUCAGCUCACACCCCCAUGUGGGCACAGUGUUCCUGUCCUGCAGGUGGGAAUCCACAUGCUGAGGGACAGGGAGACUUAUCCCUGAUCAGAGUGGAAGCAGUAAAGCGAGGAACCAGGCUAUUAUCCUCUUCCUCUGCACCAGGAGCUCUCACUCUGAUCCCUCUCCUUCUGCCAAGCAACUGUCCUUUUGCCAUGCAGCUUUGUCCUUUUCCUUGGCCUUGCUCUUUACCAGUGGAUGGAAGGAACCCAUGCUGUGCUUUUUCCCUUGGACUAUGCUGCAGAGGAGAAACAGGAAUCCAGACCGUACAUGACUCCAGGCUGUGAUCUCUGAUCUCCCCUGAGGUUCUGCUUCACUUGGGUGGUCAAACUGUGUGGAUUGAGUUCCUUGGACUGGGUCCCCCCCACCAUGUUGAGGAGAGCCCCUCUGUCACCAGGCAGGUGAUUUUAUUCCAGCUCUGGCUUGCAGCAAAAAACCAAAACUGGAAGGGGAAUUGUCCCCACCUUGGUUCCAGCCUGGCACUUUGUUAUGGUCACUACUCUGGCUUCAUGCUCAAGGACCAGGACUCAGAGAGACCUGCAGCACCACCUUCUUACACCCUCUUUUCAGACUUGGUGUGCAAGGUCUGCACAGUAAGCAAUUCCUUAUUGUCCCUUAGGUUUGCUGGGUGACAGUGGACAGUACCCUCUAAUGGGCAUCUCUUUAGCCCUUCCUUCCCUCUAGAGAUGUGUGAAGCUGUAGAAUGUUGUAUUUGCCUUACAGAGCCCUGUCAUUACCUGUGGUCAGCUCUGGAGGGCUCCAGCUGACCCUCGGGUAGGGCACUGAGCUGCCACCGGCCCAUCCUGCCUCCCUCCCUCCCAGGGUCUUGAUUUUGUUCCCCAUAGGCAACAUCUUAUGUGGUCCAUCAGCUGCUGCUCCCUGUCCAGCUGGACUCUGUAGGCACCACGAGGUGGGUACCUGUCUCUGAUGGAGUCUGUGCUCAUGCAAGGUUAGAAAUGUCACCUGUGUGCCCCUAACCUGAUGAUUGAGCUGUCGGGUGUCUGAAUGAAUCCUCUUGUUCUGUAAACCUAAUGUUCUCUAAUAGUUGGGGUGAGUCUGGCUGAAGGUUUCUAUGGUUUCCUGCUGGUUGCUAAGGAAAAGGAUCGCUCUGCCUCUGGGUCUUGGUGACUUUCUUUUUGCCCUGUCCUAGGUACCGGAGCCCAGCAGAACAUAAUGCUUGUUGUUUCCCAGCCCACUACAAUGGUCAGGGCAUAAUUUGUGACUCCUGUCACGGCUGGGCUGGGCGCCUGCCACUCUUUUUUUCUAAGGCCUCUUUGAAGAAUGAGACCAAAGAGCCUUCAUGCAGGCGUUUGCAUGUUUGCUGCGCUCCCCGCCCCCUUGCUUGCUGUUUCCUUUAGAGCUCCAAGUCAUUUUAACGAUUUAUUUCAUGCACUUUACAUAGCAAGAACCUGUAGCAGCAGCUGUGUCCAUGAAUCCUUACCAGGCAGCCCUCAGUAUAUUUUGGUCUGUCUACGUAUUGUCCCAGACACAGUUAAAUAAAUCUCUGCUGGAGGAAGGGACUUUACAGCUCAGCAGCAAAGGGCUGGCGAAUGGGAAUAUAAACAAGAUACUCAGUGAGCUGCCGGAUCCCGGAAUAACAGUGCCUCUGGCAUAAAGCUCUGUUCCCACCAGCGCAGCUGGGGGCCAGAUCCAGUGCGGGCUCUUUGUUGCUGUCAGCAGGGACUGCGUCUCCAUCCGGCGCCCAGUGACAAUAUUAUAGCUACAGGGUGAAAGUUGGACCCAAACCUGCAGACUGGAAGCAGUUAUAACAUGUCUAGGCCAGAUGCUGCCCUUGUCACCCUGCUGUCGAUCCGGGGCUCGGUUGUUGAACGUGGUGGGCUCAGUUCCACGGGUGCCAUUUGGGAUCUGGGCAUGGAUGAGCUCAGCUGGGUUCUGUGGAAGCUUGGAGCUGCUCGCAGCACCGGGCAGCAUUGGAUCCAUCAGGGCAUCACAGGAUUCACAAGUUUACUUUUGCAUAUGGGAUCAAAGCUUAAAAUAUCAGCUGGCCUUUCUCUCACUCCUGACUUUUCUAAAACAUCUGAACAAUUUCUUCUUUAGCUCUGUUAAAAUCAAUCAAUCUGACAUUUAAAUUGUAUGUGAAUUUGAUAAAUAAAGACAGGUUACAAAAU
Manacus vitellinus (golden-collared manakin) is the source of this 10634-nucleotide messenger RNA. RefSeq names its product COP9 signalosome subunit 7B (gene COPS7B). The record is from RefSeq and is a predicted model, not a curated record. Bases 28 to 822 code for a protein of 264 amino acids. The transcript has 7 exons. Lineage: Eukaryota; Metazoa; Chordata; Aves; Passeriformes; Pipridae. Gene Ontology annotation, cellular component: COP9 signalosome. Gene Ontology annotation, biological process: COP9 signalosome assembly.